GACGGAAAGGAGUGCGUGGUGAAGGAAGUGGUACCUGGGGACAGCGUCAACAGCCUUUUGAGCAUCAUGGACGUCAUCACUGGUCACCAGCAUCCCCAGCGUACCGUGUCUGCCCGCGCGGCCCGCGACUCCACGGUGUUGCGGCUGCCGGUGGAAGCCUUCUCCGCUGUGUUCACCAAGUAUCCUGAGAGCUUGGUGCGGGUUGUGCAGAUCAUCAUGGUGCGGCUUCAGAGGGUCACCUUCCUGGCUCUUCACAACUACCUGGGGCUGACCAAUGAGCUCUUCAGCCACGAGAUCCAGCCACUCCGACUCUUCCCCAGUCCUGGGCUCCCUGCCCGCACCAGCCCUGUGCGCGGCUCCAAGCGGGUGGUCAGCACUUCGACUACUGAGGAGCCGAGGGAGGCCCCGGGCCGGCCACCCGACCCCACUGGGGCCCCACUACCUGGGCCUGCAGGGGACCCCGUGAAGCCCGCCUCCCUAGAAGCACCCUCAGCGCCCCUACUGAGCCGAUGUAUUUCCAUGCCUGUGGACAUCUCAGGCUUGCAGGGUGGCCCCCGCUCGGACUUUGACAUGGCGUAUGAACGUGGCCGGAUCUCUGUGUCCCUGCAGGAAGAGGCCUCAGGGGGGUCUCAGGCAGCCCUGGCUCGGACGCCCACUCAGGAGCUCCGGGAGCAGCCAGCAGGUGCCUGUGAAUACAACUACUGUGAGGAUGAGUCUGCCACUGGCGGGUGCCCCUUCGGGCCCUACCAAGGCCGCCAAACGAGCAGCAUCAUUGAAGCCGCCAAGCGGGAGCUGGCCAAGCUGAUGCGCAUUGAGGACCCAUCUCUUCUAAACGGUCGGGUCUUACUACAUCAUGCCAAAGCUGGCACCAUCAUUGCCCGUCAGGGGGACCAGGACGUGAGCCUGCACUUUGUGCUCUGGGGCUGCCUGCAUGUCUACCAGCGCAUGAUUGACAAGGCGGAGGACGUGUGCCUGUUCGUGGCACAGCCAGGAGAGCUGGUGGGGCAGCUGGCUGUUCUGACGGGCGAGCCCCUGAUCUUCACGCUGCGUGCCCAGCGCGACUGCACCUUCCUGCGCAUCUCCAAGUCCGACUUUUAUGAGAUCAUGCGUGCGCAGCCCAGUGUGGUACUGAGUGCCGCUCACACAGUGGCCGCGAGGAUGUCAUCCUUUGUGCGGCAGAUGGACUUCGCCAUCGACUGGACGGCGGUGGAAGCGGGGCGCGCACUGUACAGACAGGGCGACCGCUCCGACUGCACCUACAUUGUACUCAAUGGGCGGCUGCGUAGCGUCAUCCAGCGCGGCAGUGGCAAGAAGGAGCUGGUGGGCGAAUAUGGUCGCGGGGACCUCAUCGGCGUGGUGGAGGCACUGACUCGGCAGCCACGCGCAACCACGGUGCACGCAGUGCGUGACACAGAAUUGGCCAAGCUUCCAGAGGGCACCUUGGGUCACAUCAAGCGGCGGUAUCCACAGGUCGUGACCCGUCUCAUCCAUUUGCUGAGCCAGAAAAUUUUAGGGAAUUUGCAGCAGUUGCAAGGGCCCUUCCCAGGUGAGCAUGGGCCGCCAUCCCCGGGUAUGCCGAGGAUGUAG
Molecule: messenger RNA, 1587 nt
Organism: Chrysochloris asiatica (Cape golden mole)
Lineage: Eukaryota; Metazoa; Chordata; Mammalia; Afrosoricida; Chrysochloridae
Product: neuropathy target esterase-like
Exons: 13
Cellular component (GO): cytosol
Molecular function (GO): DNA-binding transcription factor activity
Source: RefSeq, a predicted model, not a curated record